GUGUUAACUCUUGAUCGUUUCGUGGGAACAAACCAAACCAAUCGUACAUGCCCAAACUCCAAUUUUACGAUAAGUGACAAAUGUGAGUGAGUGAUUAGUUUUAAAAAUUGAUCCAUUUGCAACUACCUGGAUAUUUAAUUUUAUUCCCCGGAAUUAUUCUGAGGGUAGAUUGUGGAUAAUUUACUGGUUGAAAGACGUAGAGAUGGUUUAGAUAAUUUCAGAGGUAAUUUUGUAUAAAAAAUCUUAUUAAUGACAAAAAUAUAAGUUGCUUCUUCUCAUAGCUCUAGGCAGUCUCGCCUGUUAGACAAAAUUGAGGGUGUAGACGCUACUUUCUUGGGGCAAGAUGGACCCCGUUUCCAUUAUUAGAUUUUCGUUCUGUCAAAAUUUAAGAGGUUUUUGUUUAAAACUUACAACUUCGUAAUGCAUAUUUAUUUAUGUUUUUUAAAAAGCUAUUAACCUGUAACAGUAUCGGCCUGAUUCGUCUCAGUGAACGUUAGCUUGCUCCGACAAUCCUUUCAACUUGCUGACAUCCAGUUAAGCUAACCCCAGCUAACUUCGUUAUGUGAAGUGUUUUGCAAACAAAGGAGCUCUGCAGCUAUCUGGUGUUGCACGUUGCUCUCAUGUGCCCAUGGAGAAGGAGGUCUUUGAGGGGUGGCUGGAGUCAGUCUCUGCCACUUUCCUUACACUUAAUGACCAGCAGCGUAACCAGGCUCUGGACCAGCUCAUAUCUUUGAGCGGUGCUGUGCAACUUCGUCAUCUGUCCAAUGGACUGGAGACGCUGCUUAAGCGUGACUUCCUGCGCCUGCUUCCUCUGGAGCUAGCCUUCUAUCUGCUCCGCUGGCUUGAUCCACAGACACUACUCACCUGCUGCCUGGUUUGCAAACAGUGGAAUAAGGUGAUAAGCUCUUGUACAGAGGUUUGGCAGACAGUGUGUCGUGAGCUUGGCUGGAGAAUUGAUGAGUCCAUCCAAAAUGCAUCCCACUGGAAAGGAGUCUAUCUAAAGGCUAAGCGGAGAAUGAUGCAAUUGAAGGAUCAAGAAGCCUUUGAGACGUCAUCCCUUAUUGGACAUAGUGCUCGAGUGUAUGCGCUUUAUUAUAAGGACGGCCUUCUAUGCACAGGGUCAGACGACCUUUCUGCAAAGUUAUGGGAUGUCCGCACAGGGCAGUGCAUUUAUGGUAUCCAAACGCACACUUGUGCCACAGUAAAGUUUGAUGAACAAAAGCUUGUGACUGGAUCCUUUGACAACACCAUUGCCUGCUGGGAGUGGAGCACAGGAGCAAGAAUUCAGCAAUUCCGUGGUCAUACAGGGGCAGUCUUCAGUGUGGACUACAAUGAUGAAGUGGACAUGCUGGUGAGUGGUUCAGCUGACUUUUCUGUGAAGAUCUGGUCCCUGUCAACUGGAAUCUGCCUCAACACUCUGACAGGACACACAGAGUGGGUCACGAAGGUGAUACUACAGAAAACAGAAGUAGAGUCUGUGGUGCACAGUCCUGGGGACUAUAUCCUCUUGAGUGCUGAUAAAUAUGAAAUUAAGGUCUGGCCAUUGGGCCGUGAGAUAAACUGUAAGUGUCUGAAAACACUGUCAGUUUCUGAGGACCGCAGCAUCAGCCUUCAGCCGCGACUACAGUUUGAUGGGCGCUACAUCAUUUGCAGCUCAGACCUUGGAGUUUAUCAGUGGGACUUUGCCAGCUUUGAGAUUCUCAGGGUGAUUAAAACCCAAGAUCCAGCAAACCUGUCCCUGUUGAGUUUUGGUGAGGUGUUUGCUUUGCUCUUUGACAACCACUUUCUGUAUGUUAUGGAUUUAAGGACAGAGGCUAUCUCAGGCCGCUGGCCUCUGCCAGCUUAUAGAAAGUCCAAACGAGGGUCCAGCUUUCUGGCUGGGGUGACCUCAUGGUUAAAUGGUCUGGAUGGUGGCAAUGACUCAGGGCUGGUGUUUGCUACAAGCAUGCCCGACCAUAGCAUUCACUUAGUGCUAUGGAAGGAGAAUGGAUAGAACACAGACUGUUUAAAAAAAAAAAAAAAACUGGACUCCUGAGAAAUAAACAAACCUGAACUGAAGCCAAGAUGGAUGAUGCAUGGACCAAAGCAUUAGCAUUUUAUCAGUUUCUUCCUCAUUCAUUUCUAAAGAAUACACUCCUACUGACGCCCUGGAUUUGCACUCGGGAUUAUCUUGUACAAUUACUUCAAAUCAUGUCCUCGUUAAAUAAAUGCACCAAUGAAUUCCCUGUACAAUAAUAUACUUGUAUGCAUCUCCCUGUACAUUAUUAGUCUAGUUGUAAGUUUUUGGCAAAUUAGCUUUCCCCCGUCACUUUAAGUGCUGUGUUAAAUGCAAAUGUUUUUACUGACCAUUGAUUUUGACGUUAGAUUUCAAAACCAAUCAGAUUAUGUAGCUAAUUUGCCAAAAAAAGUUAUUUUAAAAGUGGCCCUGCCUUAAACACAAGUUCUGUAAAUAGCUAUGAACUGCAACCUAGAAGUCAAUAUGGACAUCAGUUCACUGUUUCGUUUUUUUUUUAUUACAGAAGAUCCCAGAUGAAGCUCCUUACUAAAGUUAGAAAUGUUGAUACAAUGGUAGUUGUACCAUGUACCAUGUGAACUAUACUUCAAUUUCUGAUGGACUUUGAGGUUAAAUGUUUGACUAAUUUUGUGAUGUGCCUUUUCAUUUUGAACAUAUACAGGAUUAUACUUUAUCUGCAGCAGGUGCACUGCAGCCAGAGAAGCAGUGUUGUAUACGAUAUGUUUGAUUGGUCAAACUAACUGUGCUCUAACAGUCAAAAGAUGUCUGUAAUUUUAUAGGCAUAUUCCUGACACAGCUUUUUAGGUGAAUUGCUCAUGAAUUGUUAAUUGUGUUGAACAUCAGGUUUAUAAUCUUUAAGGCCUUGGUACUUUGCACAAUAGAGAGACCUGGUUUGUAUAUGCAUUUUUAUUGUCAUAACUCAUCUGCAAUCUACAAAAAUUAGGGUUUCUGAAGCCCAUAAGUAACUUAAGUAAAAGUAAAAAAAAAAAAAAAAAAAAA
Messenger RNA from Boleophthalmus pectinirostris (great blue-spotted mudskipper), 3013 nucleotides. RefSeq names its product F-box and WD repeat domain containing 2 (gene fbxw2). The transcript is spliced from 8 exons. Gene Ontology annotation, molecular function: protein binding. The record is from RefSeq and is a predicted model, not a curated record. The coding region runs from base 629 to 1993 and encodes 454 amino acids. Lineage: Eukaryota; Metazoa; Chordata; Actinopteri; Gobiiformes; Gobiidae.